CUCGCCGUCACUUUCCUCCCGCGGACUAGGGCUUACUUCGUCGCCUUCUCCGACAUCCUCCAUUGAUUUUGAGGAUUGAAUUUGAAGACAGAAUUGAGAGAUGAUUUUUGAUGAAAGGGAUAAGAUUUCAGCAGAUUGCUUCAUGGAAAUGGAGCAUGUAAGUGGGCUUGAGAUAAUUAACGAAAAGUUCGAAUCCCCUUCUUCAAAAUCUUCCUGCUUGGAGGAUAAAAAUGAUCUGGAGGUGAAGGAUUCUUCAUGCCAAGUUUCCUGUCUAGAUAAAGGCCAGGAAUGCGAAUUCAAAGAUGUCCUGCCAUUGCGGCCGGUGAAGUUGAGCUUGUUUGAUUCUUCGAUUCAUUUCCAGAAUGACGGAUUAACUGAAACCUCUUCUUCAUCAUCCGAUCAAACUGAGGAUGAAGAGAUGAUUUCAGAAAUUCAGACUCCAACUAAAACGAUAUUCGAUCCUUUUGCUCCGGGUGCAGAUGAUUUAAUGCUCGCGCCAAAGAAAAAGAAGUCAAGGGAUUCGUAUGCUCCUCUUCGGAGGCGGUUGAAUUUUGAUGCUGACAGUGACUCUAAUCAAAAUGCAGCAGGUGAUCCAUUGAAGGAUUUUGAUGAAGAGGAGCUGCAAUUUUGGGAGUCAAUCUCUAAUUCUUUGUUUGAAAUGAUCAUCUCGAGUCAACUCAAAGAGAUUUCAGAUGAGGCCAUGGUGGCAGAUUCUGAUUAUCUCGAAGGCUGCCAGACACCUUCAUCGUCUCCAUUGUUGUCUGGUGUUGCAGAAACUUGCCCACCUGCUCCUAUGAGACCAAAAUUGAUCUUAGGGAAACAACAAAGCGAUAAACUCUGUAGAAAGCUGGACUUUGGAAGCAAUUUGAGCUGAACAUUCAGUUGUGGUGCAAAUCAGUUAAUGGCUGCAUAAUUGUGUGGAUUAACAAAUGCUACUGGUUUUUCUUUACUAAUGAUGAUUCAUGGAGAUCUAGUUUUUUAAAGUUUUGUGAGAGGUGGUUGAAUCAGUAUUUGGUAAGGUUUAAGUGCUAAAUUAUGGGGGAUUAAUUAUUGUUUCUGGUUUUGGUUACUAAACAUGUGAAGAUCUAUAGUAAUUGUUUCUAUGUAACUUGUGUAUUUGUUAGACUCAUUGUGAUGUUUAAGUAUGUAUGAGAGAUAGGAGGAUUUUGUGGAUCAUUGUAAUUAUUCUCUUAUG
This is a messenger RNA of Phalaenopsis equestris, 1195 nucleotides long. RefSeq lists its product as uncharacterized. The transcript is spliced from 2 exons. The record is from RefSeq and is a predicted model, not a curated record. Lineage: Eukaryota; Viridiplantae; Streptophyta; Magnoliopsida; Asparagales; Orchidaceae. The coding region runs from base 101 to 874 and encodes 257 amino acids.